Molecule: messenger RNA, 9340 nt
Organism: Syngnathus acus (greater pipefish)
Lineage: Eukaryota; Metazoa; Chordata; Actinopteri; Syngnathiformes; Syngnathidae
Gene: cep192
Product: centrosomal protein 192
Exons: 53
Coding region: 255-8057 (2600 amino acids)
Biological process (GO): centriole replication; centrosome-templated microtubule nucleation; protein localization to centrosome
Cellular component (GO): cytoplasm; pericentriolar material; centriole
Molecular function (GO): protein kinase binding
Source: RefSeq, a predicted model, not a curated record
GGCUUCCUGUGGAGUUCAGGCACUUUCAGCGCUCCAACUUGUUUUCGCGUAACAGACGUUUUGAAGUGGGGAAACUGCAGUGUAUGGAAAAGUGGAUUUUAGUUGUCGCUCACGAUGGUCCUUCUCCAGAACCCAAACAGGAAUUGAGAUCGGACGCCCCGCUUACUCUACGGACGCGAUUGAACGAUAUUCCAGAUGGUCUUGAUUUGAGUUCUCAGGCAAAACGGGGACCACGACCCCGAUUGUUCAAAUAAAUGGCAGAGAGUUUUUACAAAUUAGAGGAUGAACCCUUCCCCAGUUUCCUUGGCAAGUCUUUGGACAGCACCAAUGGCUGUUCGACUCUGGGAAAUGUAACGCUGGGUUCAGGCCCCGGACUGCCUGUAGCUGCUUCUACAGUGGCUAAAAUUAGACCUUCAUCUGAGAACAGAGAUUGUGUUGCUGCUGCAUACCUUGAGAAAAGUGAAAAGCUGCAGCAUGCUAAACCACCAUCAUUUGAAGACAAGCAACCAAGGUUUUCCCUCAGCUUCAAGGAUGACAUGGACAAUGCAGAUGACUUUCUCGCAGCACAUCGUCUAUCAAAAAUGCUGGUUAACAUUAAAAUGGACGAAAGUGCAUCCAGAAACCAAGGCUCCUUUAUGGGUCUUCCCACUCCGAUGAGCUCAGUCCAGGGCAAGCACACAGAAUUUCUGACAGAUCUUUCAACAGGCCUCCUAACAUUUGCUCAAUUUGGACAAGUCGAUUGUACAAAUACAAAGGUUCCAUCCCUGCAAGCUACUACAGAGAAAAAGAAUGUGCCAAGUGAAGCAGUGGACAGUGACCAUUUCAGCGGCAGCAACUCCAGUUUUUUGGAAAAUGAAAGGCUCAUGUCUAUAGACAGCAUAGACAGUGACAUUUCAGAGGAUGACAUUGAUUUCAACAACUUGCCUGACGAUGAGUUGGAGCUCUACUUUAAAAAACUAGUGCCUUCCAUGCAAAGGGGCACAGUGGAGGGCCAAGAGCUCCCUGCCACGAUGCUGCCUCGGUCUGAUUUCCAUUCCAAUUCAAAUUCUAUUAAGCCUGAACAACACAGACACCAGAUCAUUGACGACUACGAUCAGGACAACUUCCAGAUGCCUGUUGUGCGUCUGGCUGCCACAGGAAUGGACUCCUGUCCUGCCAGUGAUGAGGACACUGAGGAUGAGCUCGAGUCUGCCAGACGGACAAGCACUUCCUCUCGAACCAAGUUACUACCGAGCAUCUCCAGGCAGUUGGUUGGUGAAAGUAAUCGUCCCAGUUUUAGGCCAGGUCUAGAAGGGGGAAGUUCGGAUGAUGAGUCGAUAAGUAGCCGUGGUGGUCCAUCUGUGUCUGGGAUUGAACACAGACGAUCUGCCGAGGGACAAGUUAUCAACCCUCCUGUCACAGGGGAUGGAGGUGGAGGGGAUGGAAGCAGUGGGAGUGAAGAUAGUGGAAACGAUGGGGGAGUUUCAACAAUUUCUUUUCCAACAACACAUUUUCCAACCACCUAUGAUAUGCUGCGUGGGCCGGGAAUUGUGGGUAGCAGUGCUGUUGGUGAAGAUGGUGAUGGGGCAUCAAGCAACCCCGCAAGACUUGGAAGGGAGAACUUUACCACACAUGCAGAGAUGGGUGACCGCGUGGGUCCUGUUGGAAACGGUGAAACCAGCACCUCGAAAACUUUAUCCGGGGAAAAUCAGGAACUCUUUCCUGUGAACUGGAGCAUGGUUAUGGAUAGACAGGAAGCACUGGAUGCCAUGGAAAACACAGAGUCGAGGAUGACAAAUGAGAGAGCUGACUCUGCUUAUGGGAAAAGUGAAGGUGGAUCGAAAGGAUCCUUGCUAGCCAAGUCCUCUUUUUCUCAACUUCAGGUUACUCAAGACAACUUCCACAACUCCAAGGUGCUGCCUUUGGCAAAUUUAAGAGGAGGGCCGUGUGGUAACCCUGCAGCAGAGGCCUCAGAUGUUACCAGUGAGGAAGAUAACGAUUAUAUUUCUACUUCGCUGGAACCAAAAUAUUUCUGUCGGAGCUUCCAGGAGGAGCAAGAUCACGACUGGAACAACUGUCCAGACUCCAUGGAGUUAGAGUUUCAGCAAGGCGCUGGUGCCCAAAAUAGUGUGGUGUACAAGAAUGAAGAAGGGGAGUGGGUAACAGAUCUGGCUUAUUACACCUCCUUUGAGAAGGAAGUUGCUGAGACGACACAAAACAAUGAAGAUUUUCAAACUGAGGACUUUGUUUCCGCUGGCGAUGCACUAGAAAAGAUAGUCAAAGAUCAAGUGGAAUUUGAAAAGGAGCACCAAUUUAUGCAGGAGGAGCAGAUUGUAUCAGCUAGCAGCAACAGUCCCUGUCAAAAAGAGUCCUCUUGGAAAGCUGGUAGUACCAGCUACAUAUUGAUGAGGGCAUCGCAAGUUUCCCCUGAGUUUAAUCCAGGCGACCAAAGCUACUUGCGACUCUCAUUAGGGCAGUUUUUUGAACAACGUUCUGAAGCCCUGGGCUGUCUCUGCAGUGGUAAUAACACGGAAGGGGUUAAACGGCCAUCUUUUGGAUAUAAUAUUACCUCUCCAGAGAAGAGGGAACCAUUUGCACUACUUAACCCCUCUGACUUAAUUGAAGAGAGCUCUCUUGAAACUGACUACAUGCAAGUCAGUCAAGCAGACAAAACACUAAAUCCUGAUGAUCUGGACCAAACAAUUGCGGUAUCUGGUGAAGCGGUUUCACCAAAAGCAAAUGCAGACCCUGGCCCCUGUGAACAGAAGGACCGUAGCGCCCUCGAAGCUAAGCGUGACUGCAAUGAGGGGCCUUGCUCUGUCCCAAAUAUGGCGAGUCAGACCUACCUGUCACCCCAAAAUAACAGUAGCAAUCUUAUGUUGAGUAUCAGCACAAUUGCAUCAGCCAUUGCUGAUGCUUCCAUCAGUACUGACCCAUCACAGCUGGCUGCCAUGAUCAUGGAGCUGUCCAAGAAAAGUAGGGAAAGGAAUCGGACACAGUCCAAUGAACCUGCGGGACCUAGGAAAUCCACAGUGGAACCUUGUCCAAAUGAACAUCGCAACCCUGAUGAAGAUCAGAAUGGCCUGUCUGUCACACUACAAAGAACUACCUGUGUUGAAGACCAGAGUGCUUUCUACAUCGAGAAAUACUUAAAAAAUAACGUCUCCAGCUGCAGUGACACAUCAGUCACUACCUUUGACCUCACUGGCUGGGCUGACAACAUCAACCGAGCUCAAAAGAACCAGCCAGCAUAUAUUGGACAACAAUGUUCAGCAAAACAAACAGACAAUGAGACGGGCUCCAAAAAAGAGGCUGAUCUAAAAAGAAGCUCCAUGCCUCAUCCUGAUUCAUCAAUCAACUCUGCCAGCACUUUGGAUUCCAAGAAAUUACCCACACACACUGGACUUGCAGAGUUGCCAACAGAACCCUGUGUGGAAGAGACGCAGUGUAACUUCAGGCCCUCCACUUCCCCUCUGACUCACUCCUCUCCCAGUCAGAGCUCCCGACCUAAAGCUAAGAGUACUGUGCCUUCUCCAGGUGCCAGUGGCAAACGCCCAGGUCAUGACCUCUCUCCUCAUUCUACCUGCUCCAGCCCCAGUCUUAGCAGGCUCACAUACAUCUCAAUGAACGAUGCUACAGUUUUGCCGACACCCGCAAGGCAAAAGAAUGAUUGUACCAUGGCACUCAGUACCACAAUCAUCAGAUUUAGUCCAACUCCGCCUGUGGAACAAGAUGAGGAAAUAUGCAGCCAUUCCAAAAUCCUCGAAGUGGAGCCAAAACAUUCUAAAAGUCUGGAACAGCUACCACCACAGCACUGUAAAAAUCCAGAGACCUCAUGUGGUAGCAGUAAUCUGAGAUGUACCCGCAGCCAAAGCGAAUGUAGCCAUGGCUGUCCCGGUGAGAAAAUUGUUGGUCUUUCAGCAAACUCCAAGAACCCACCCGAGUCCAAUGUCAAGCAGGUCACAAAGGUUGACUCGGGCUGUAGCGGUAAUUCUCAUAUUCCACAAAGUGGCCCCACAGUAGCUCCUCUGACAUCUGACCAGUGGAAAGCUGCCAGCUCUGUCCCACCAUUCUUUCCUGGUGGGCUUGGUUUACCUCAGUCCUACUCAUCAGAGGGACUACACUAUGGGCCCAUGAAGUUUAAGCCUCCUUAUCCUGGCUUGAUAGACUACCCCCAUCAAGGACAUAUGCAGGGUCCCUUGGCAAGCUCCCUCGUUAACUCUCAACUAACUCAGCAGUAUUUACUACGACCUGAUGCUCACUUAAAUCCUGGGGUCUAUCAUGUGGCAGCAACAGGAACCGGUCUCUACAGUGCGCCUCCUCCAGAUGUGUCCAAUGGUGAACCAACAGCGAGGCACAUCCAUUCCACAGUACAACCUCUGGCGCUGGCAAGUGCCGCGGGGUCCUAUCACCUUCCUAUAUCCUCCCAGAGCCAUCGAGACAUGCUAGGAAAACUCUACAGCCAAUAUGGUGGAGAACCAAUGGUGGCAAGCUGUCUUGAUGAGCUAAGAGUUCAAGUGGUGGCGCCUGAGGAGCUGCAGUUUCCUCAUGCCUGUUGCAUCGGAAUUGCUUCUCAAACCUCCCUAAGCCUCUUCAAUCCCUCCGAAAGAUGGCAACACGUGUCAAUAACAAUUACAAGUCUGGCCGUUGAUGGAGAAAAGAUGGAUAGUUUGCCUUACCAAUGGCUGAUUGUUAAAAACAAGACAGUCAUUGGCCCCAAAAGUACAGAAGAACAAAAAGUGUUGUUCAUCCCGCCAAAGGCUGGUGUCUACCAGUAUAUCCUCAGUGUUUGCUCCUGGCCUGCAACUGCCAACACAGAACUGGCUGACAGGGCCCAUAUUUUUGCCAAAAGGGUAGUGCUGGUUGCCAUUGCUGAAAAUCCUUCUGUAGAGGUUGACGUGGGUAAAUCUGGAUGUUUGGAUUUUGGAGAUCUGCCAGCAGGCAGUUCCAAAUCCCUUCUUCUGAAACUCGUCAACAUGACCCGAGCCACAGUGCCCAUCCGACUUGUCAUCAGUGCGAAGGCGACAGCAUGGCGUUGCUUCUCAAUGUCCAAACAGCACGUUUCCAUACCAUCAGAGGCAACACAACCAGCAGGUCACAUGACCCCACUAAUAUCUCCUUCUGUUGUGAAUCACGUGUUGCCUGCCAACCAUGGAGAGAAUCCUGAGUGUUUUAUGGUUUGGGUUCAUUUCAAAGCUCUCCAAAAGUAUACAACGUCUUCAGGGGACUUGGGUCCAGCUGAAGAGUACAGCGCUCGUGUGGACAUAGAAGUCGACUCUCCUGGUGCGAGUCAAGUAAUCAAAAGUGUUCCUAUCAGAGCUAGGUCUGGAACUGCAAGGGUCCACGCACCAAAAGAUCUGCAGACUGUCUGCCUACGUGCGCCCUUGGGUAAAUCUUGUCAAACGACACUACCGUUAAAGAAUGCAGGAAACAUUGACGUGUGGAUGAAACUCAGGUGCGAUGAUGUCGAGGACUGUUUCUCAGUGACACCUGAUGAACUAUUCCUUACAGUGGAAGAGGAGCAAGAAAUUGUGGUCUCAUUUAAAGCACGGGGUAACAAGAAAUACAAAGCGAGCCUUCUCACUAUCUUGGUGCUGCCGUCGGGGCCACAAUAUGAAGUAAAAUUGAAAGGCGAGGUGGUCUCUGAAGAAUCUGCCAAACCUGUUUCCUCUGCUGCUCCUCGUCCUAGUUUUUGCUUGGACGCUGACAUCCCACCAAUUCUGUCUAACAAGCAAUUUGUGGCCUGGGGAGGUGUCACCUUGGGGCGAGCUGUUCAGCAGAAACUGGUUCUAAGAAACAAUUCACCCACUACCACCCAGCACCUGCGAUUACUUAUUCGGGGUCAAGACCAGGACUGCUUUCAGCUGCAGAGUUUGUUCAGUCCAGAAGAGCGCUUGACUCGACACGGAGAACUGUCCAUCCGCCCACGAGAGGAUGUGACUGUCCACAUGUUAUUUGCGCCCACAAGGGUAGCCUGCAUGUUAUCAAAGUUGGAGAUCAAACAGUCUGGAACCCGGCCAUCACAACCAGGGGUCAAAUUCACUAUUCCACUCUCAGGCUAUGGUGGCACCAGCAACAUAAUUCUGGAGGACCAGAGGAAGCAGGCAGAUGGCUACGUGGCAACAAUGUCAGACAUUUCUAUUAAUCAUGUUAGCAAGGUGUGCCUGUGUGUCAGAAACACUGGUUCAAGAGCAGCUUUCAUUAAAGCUGUGGCCUUUUCUGAUGUAAUGAACCGGUCAGUUAUGGACCCUUUUGUCAUUAGCCUUUCCCCAUCACAAUUUGUCCUUAAGGAAAGAACACAAGAGGUGAUCACAGUACUCAUGAAGUGUACACAAAGAGAGCAAAUGCUGUGUCAGUCGAAUCCACCUCUGCUGGCUACUAUUGUACUGUUUUGUGGAGAUGAGGUCUCGAGGCAACAGUACCGGAGACUACUUCAAAGCAAACCAGAUGCUGGUCAGAAAGUUCUUGCUGAAAACAGUUUGCUGAAAAACAUUGGAUUCAAUGAGGAGUUCCUCGGAGAGGAGAUCAUUACAGAGCCAUUUGACCUGCCUCAGCGGCCAAAUGAGGCCUAUAUCUUCUAUGGCCACAUGAGUAAAGUGGCAGUGUCAUUACUUGGAAGCACAAGUAGCAAGGAGUUUGAGAAGAGCAACAGCCCUGCAAUGAUGCUGAUCCCUGCUCGAGAAGACUUGCUAACAAAAAGUGGCAUGGAAAAUGGUAAUGUGUCCUUGGACGUGCUCCCAGUUAAGGGUCCCCAAGGUCCAGGAAUUCGAGUGACAGGGUCUCCAAUAAAGACCCAAGAGCCAGCACCUCGAGAGUCUGAGACAUGGACUGUCCAUCCAGAACAGCUUGUCCUCGCAGCUCCAAGUACGAGAAUUUUAGAUGCGGUUGCAGCAGGCACAAAUCUGGUCCAGAUCAAGAACAAUACUUCCAGAGAGUUAAGUUUUGAUUUGUCCUGGCCUGCUCAUUACCUGACCAUUACGCCUCAGCACGGAAUCAUCGAGCCAAAGUGUCACCUGCAGAUUUUGAUCAGUCCCAACCCUUCGCUCGCCAGCAAAUCUGACAUGUUCCCUUGGAACGGGAAGAUAUUUGUCCAGUGUGAUGGGAAACAGAAGGUGAUCAAGGUCCAAAUCCGUCGAGAUCUGGUCCUAGAUGUUUCCGCCGCACCAGCAGAUUCAACGCUGUCAGCUCUAUCCCCUCACGCUGCCACUCCGAUGUUGCCUCCAGUCAGACUGACCUCAAAGUCCACGCUGCCCGUAACACCACUGCAGUUAUCUCAACCUCUGGUCAAGAUCGGCAAGAAAAACAUAAUCUUUCCCAACACACCUUCAGGAGAAACAUCAGAGGCUCAGUUGGAGGUGGAGAAUGGAGAAAUGGAAGUGAGGUGGUACAUAUCAUCAUUUGCUCCUCCUUAUGUUAAGGGUGUUGAUAACAGUUGUGAUGUCUAUCGGGCCACCUACACAGCUUUCAGCUGUUCCAGAGUCUCAGGCACUUUGGGAGCCCAUGAAAAGAUGCAGGUGCCAAUUACAUUCUUACCAAGAGAUGGAGGCGACUAUGCUCAGUUUUGGGAUUUGGAGUGCCACCCCUUGUCUGAACCCUUGCAGAAAUCUAGAAUCCGCUUUCAACUAUGCGGCACGGGGAUCUACUCUGGAUCAUUUAAAAGACCUCAGGAAGAUGAUUGCUCAUUAGUGAAAACCGAGGCCACAGUUAAAACGAGGAGGAAAGCUGAAAUGCCCAAAUCCAGUUUGCAUUUGAUUCUCAGCCAGGAUGAAGCAGUAUGGAAGGGUGUUAAUACGCCUCAGGAUCGUUACGCUUUCCCUGAUACACGUAUUGGCGAGUGCAGCACUCUGAAGGUCAACAUCCGCAACAACUCGCCCAACACACAUGAGCUGAGGUUUGUAAACCCUAGGGAGCCCUUCCACAUCAAGCAUUCCAAAUAUUCCUUGAGAUCUCAGCACUAUCUGAAGCUGCCUGUCCAGUUCAAGCCGAGGACUACUGGAACACACGCUGGCUCGCUGCUCAUCCAGUUGGAAACAAGUGAAAGUCUGGAUGUGCAGCUGACUGGUGAGGCACUGCCUUGAAUUUACCAGCCUCCCUCACCACUUUGCACAAAAGGACCUUCAGCCUUUCUUAGGACGAUCCUGUUUGCCAGCACACUCCUGAUAGGAGGAAAUGUGAUGAUUGCCCAAGGCCAAUUACAACCUGGAAAUAAAUCCUCACUCAUCGUCACUUUGCCAAAAUAGGAGACUGGGAAGCUAACUAAUGUUAACUCUGACUUCUAUCUCACUCCGUCCACCCUGGCUGCCCAGCCGAGACAACCUGUAACUAAAAAUGUGCCUUAUGUGCCGGAGGCUUAGUGUGCAACAUUUGUCUCUCAAGCUAUUGGUUUUAUUUUUGUUUGUUUGUUUUCUCAGAACAAAUGAAGUGUUAUUUUACUUUGAUCUGAUAUGCCGUAACUCUGCAAUGUCACAAGGUGCAUUUUUCUUGCCAAAGAGGGAGCACUAGUUGAAAUACAUUGAGGAUGUCCCACAGGAAUGCCUUUGUUCCCAGUAUUGGCCUCAUCCCUGCAGGGAUGUUCUUUUUUUUUUUUUGCGAGAAGCCACACAAUUUGUUGCAUUGCCAUGUAACCCUGCAGACAUGAACUAAUAUGAACCAGUCAACUCAUGGUGGAAAUUAGGACACAGCAUCAAAGAUUUUUUUAAUCUAUUUUUUCCUGCAGGCACAUUUCAACCGUUGGUCUGCAACUGUUUAAAUGACUUCAGCUUCUUUACUUUCUAUGCAAACGGACAAGAAGCGUUCAUAUCAUGGCAACAUCCAGAACACCUUGUGUGCCCAUUGAUACGGAAUGUUUGUGAAGAAUAUUUAUAAGACUAUUCCAAAAGGGCUGCACAGACUUAAUUAAUCCAUGAUGAUGGUUCAAGUUCAGCUCAUAGUGACAUUAGUUUGGGUUGUGAUUGUUAUUAAGUUCUGUUGGGGUUUGACUGGGCAGCUGUUUUUGCCUGCUCGGUAUGGUUACCAUGGCAAAGCUGUGCUCAUUACUGUUCCACUCACAACAAUGAGCACUCGUAUGAACCUUUGGAUCAACUAGACAUAGUAUUAUUGUCGGGUUAUGUAGCUUAGAAAUGCUUAGGUGCCCUAUGUUAACAUUAGGAUUGUCUGGUAAACGUUUUAGAUGCCACACACUUUUGUAGUGUACAAUUUACUUUCCUGUAUAGUGAAUUUUAAUGUGAAGGCUGUAUCUGGUAACUAUUAUUCAGCAUCCAUCGAUUCAGUUUGCACAAUCUUUAACUGCAAUUUGUAAUAUAUUGUGUAUUGACAUAUUUAAGUAAAGUUUUUUUUCCUCAAUAAAAACCCAUGUCUCAUU